This is a messenger RNA of Anolis carolinensis (green anole), 4881 nucleotides long. RefSeq names its product huntingtin interacting protein 1 related (gene hip1r). The transcript is spliced from 32 exons. Gene Ontology annotation, biological process: endocytosis; actin filament organization; clathrin coat assembly. Gene Ontology annotation, cellular component: clathrin-coated vesicle; actin cortical patch. Gene Ontology annotation, molecular function: clathrin-cargo adaptor activity; clathrin light chain binding; phosphatidylinositol-3,5-bisphosphate binding. The record is from RefSeq and is a predicted model, not a curated record. Lineage: Eukaryota; Metazoa; Chordata; Lepidosauria; Squamata; Anolidae. Bases 95 to 3286 code for a protein of 1063 amino acids.
GGCGCCCUUUUGCCCCUUGCCUUGCCAUCCCCGGCCGAGGCGAAGCAGCCGUGAGCCGGAGCCCUGGGCCCGGCAGAACCCAAGCCCGCCGGAGAUGAACACCAUCAAGAACGUGCCCGCGCGGGUCCUGAGCCGCCGCGGCGGACACAGCCUGGAGGCGGAGCGGGAGCAGUUCGACAAGAACCAGGCUAUGAGCAUCAGCAAAGCCAUCAACACCCUGGAAGCGCCAGUGAAAGAGAAGCAUGCCCGCAGAAUUAUUCUAGGGACUCAUCAUGAGAAAGGAGCAUUCACCUUUUGGUCCUAUGCCAUCGGUCUUCCCUUACCCAGUAGUGCCAUCCUGAGCUGGAAGUUCUGCCACGUUCUCCACAAAGUCCUCCGGGAUGGGCAUCCGAAUGUCCUUCAAGAUUGUCAGCGAUAUCGAAGCAACAUCCGAGAAACCGGGGACCUCUGGGGCCACCUGCAUGAUCGUUACGGGCAACUUGUAAAUAUUUAUACCAAACUUUUGCUAACCAAAAUCUCCUUCCAUCUCAAGCACCCUGAAUUCCCCCCAGGCUUAGAAGUGACGGACGAGGUGUUAGAAAAAACGGCUGGAACAGAUGUGAAUAACAUCUUUCAGCUCACCGUUGAAAUAUUUGACUACAUGGAUUGCGAACUCAAACUGUCUGAAUCAGUGUUCAGGCAGCUUAAUACCUCUAUGGCUGUCUCUCAGAUGUCGGCGGUUCAGUGCCGGCUGGCUCCGCUCAUCCAAGUGAUCCAGGACUGCAGCCACCUCUACCAUUACGCUGUGAAGCUGAUGUUUAAGCUGCAUUCAUGUUUGACGGCGGAUAUACUGCAAGGCCAUCGGGACCGGUUCCAUGAGCAGUUCCGCAGCUUGAAAAGCUUUUUCAAAAGAGCUUCGGACAUGUUGUAUUUCAAGCGGCUUAUCCAGAUCCCGCGGCUGCCUGAGAGCCCCCCUAAUUUUCUACGGGCAUCAGCUCUGGCCGAGCACGUGAAGCCUGUCGUGGUCAUCCCAGAGGAAGCGCCGGAAGAUGAAGAGCCCGAGAACCUGAUUGAGAUCAGCACGGCCCCUACUGUGGAGCAGCAGAAUGUGUCUGAUAUAUUUGAGCAGACCUUUGGCCCUCCCAACGGUAUAAGAGAUGACAGGGAUCUCCAAAUUGAAAACCUGAAGAAAGAGAUCGAUCUGCUUCGAGGAGAGCUAGAAAAGAUUAAGCUAGAGGCUCAAAGAUACAUCACGCAGUUGAAGGCUCAGAUUAACAGCCUGGAGGCAGAAGUGGAAGAGCAACGCAAGCAGAAGCAGAAGGCUCUGGUAGACAAUGAGCAGCUCCGGGACGAGUUGGAAAGGCUGCAGAGGGCCAAGCUCGAGGGAGACAAGAGCCGAGGACUCUUUUUGGAAGCAGAAAAGAAGGCCAGUGCCACCGAAAUCCGCUACAUCAAGCUGAAAGAGAAGCACAAUGAGCUGAUCAACACACACGCCGAACUUCUGAGAAAGAAUGCAGAUACUGCCAAGCAGCUGACAGUCACCCAACAGAGCCAAGAACAAGUGGCCAGGGUCAAGGAGCAGCUGGCCUUCCAGAUGGAGCAAGCAAAGCGGGAGUCUGAAAUGAAGUUAGAAGACCAGAUAUUGCAGAUGGAGCAGCUGAAAAGAGAGAUGGAAUCCAAGAAGGAUGAAUUGGCUCAGCUUCAGGAGUCAUUGGGCCGUUCGAAGCAGCUUGGCAGUGACCUCAAUAGCCAGCUGGAUGCCCUCCAGUCUGAGAAGGACACCUUGAGGAAGCUGGUCAGCGAGAAGGACUGUGAGCUCAUCUCCACCAAGGGCCUGAUCCAAGAGAAGGAGCUGCUGUUGAGCCAGGAAGCCGAGAAGAGGGCAAAGGAAGUCCAGGAACUGCAGGGGAAGCUCACUGAAAAGAAAAACCAAGAGCAGAAUCUGCAGCAGAAGCUCCUGGAUGACCAGUUCAGCGUCUUGCAAGGGACCGUGAAGGAGGCGGAGGGCAUCAUUCGAGACGCUGUUGCCAAGCUGGACGAUCCUUUGCACAUCCGAUGCACCAGUUCGCCAGAUUACCUCAUCAGUCGUGCGCAGGCAGCUCUGGAAUCGGUGAACACCUUGGAGAGGGGGCAUGGGCAGUACCUGGCCAACAUGACAGAUGCAACUGGACUGGUUGCUGCCUUGGCCCAGUUUGCCCACCUGACUGCAGACACCAUUGUGAACGGCAGUGCCACUUCCCACCUUGCGCCCACAGACCAUGCCGACAAACUGACUGAAACGUGCCGGGACUGUGGGCAACGGAGUCUGGACUAUCUGACGAAGCUCAAAGACAAGCAGUCUCUCCAACACGCAGAUCCAGAGGACGUCAGAAGGAUGCUGCAGGGCCUUCUUCAGCUGGGACAGGAACUAAGGCCCAAAAGCUUAGACAUCCGGCAAGAGGAACUGGGCGACAUGGUCGAUAAAGAGAUGGCCUCCACGUCGGCUGCGAUUGAAGAUGCCGUCAGGAGGAUAGAGGAAAUGAUGAACCAGGCCAGAAUUGAGAGCUCUGGAGUUAAACUGGAAGUAAACGAAAGGAUAUUGAACUCCUGCACAGAUUUGAUGAAGGCCAUCAGGCUCCUUGUGAUGACAUCUACGAAUCUGCAGAAGGAGAUUGUGGAAAGUGGAAGGGGGGCAGCAACACCCCAGGAAUUUUACGCGAAGAACUCCCGCUGGACGGAAGGGCUCAUCUCCGCUUCCAAGGCCGUGGGAUGGGGUGCCACGCAGCUCGUAGAGUCUGCUGACAAGGUGGUCCUGCACACAGGAAAAUACGAAGAGCUGAUUGUCUGUUCGCAUGAGAUUGCGGCCAGCACUGCUCAGCUUGUUGCCGCCUCCAAAGUGAAGGCCGAGAAACACAGCAGAAACCUGGGUAAGCUCCAAGAAUGCUCUCGCACCGUCAAUGAGAUGGCCGCCAAUGUUGUGGCGUCGACAAAGUCGGGACAGGAGCAAGUGGAAGACAAAGACACUAUGGAUUUCUCGGGGAUGUCCUUGAUCAAGCUCAAGAAGGAAGAAAUGGAGACACAGGUGAAAGUCUUGGAGUUGGAAAAGACACUGGAGAACGAGCGCCUUCGCCUUGGCGAGUUGAGAAGGCAGCACUAUGCCUUGGCUGGCAUCUGCAAUGAGAAUGCUGAGGAAGGGAAACCAAGCACUUCCCGCAAGCCUGGCUUGAAGAAGCCUCCUGUGGCUCAGAAGCCAACCCAUGCCCUCAAGCCGGACCCUGAGCUAGUACAGGAGGAUGGCGUGUUCCAGGCCCAUGUGGUCAACUUCUGAGGGGUGGCUCGCCAUUGACCGACCACUGAAGGAAGAGAGCAGGGGCAGCGGAGGUUGGCGCUGGGGGAGUCCACGGCUGCCUGAGGUUUCCUGUUGCUCUAGGAGGCUCAGGCAGUCUCGCCUGCUGUUUCUGCUGGUACCCUACAACCUAGAUUUCUGGUGGAGGGCUAAGCUUUUGGAGGCACCUCUUUGCCUUUUGGGGGGCGGGGGCCGUCAGGAAGCCUCCUGAGUCUAGACAUUCCGAUAACUACUAAGUGUCUGUGUUUUAAACAGAAGCGGACAGGACAAAUCCCCGAGUUGCCUUGUGUCUGGCAUUGCCUUUUUAUCUCAAAAUCCCCGCCCUCACUAUCCUAGUUGGGAAAACAUGGCAGCUUUAAGUUUUUCACCUUUGCCUGCUCUCUAGAUUUUUUUUAGGACAGAUUUGCUUUCGUAAAGCAACGGUAGGCAGUCAGUUACCUCCGAGAAUCCGAAAGGGAACGCAAUGGAUUGAGAAACUAACUUUUAUUGGUUAUUUAUAAAGCAAUAGGAAUCUUUGAGAAUGUUGUGGUUGUUGGGGGGGGGAGGAGUAAAUUUGGUGCAUCAAUUACUGUACGAAGGAGAUCUUUUUAAGGAAAUGUGAAAUUUGUUUUGAAGUAGGCUCUUUGGAUUGCUCUUUGUAUUGUAUGUGGUGCAGACGAGGACAAAAACGUUCCCAAGGAUAAGAUUUUAGACUCUCGAUCAUGUGUACUAAAAGGGAACAGGAUUCAUACGUAGGAUAAAAUGCUACUGUUUUUUAAAGCCUUCAAAUCCUAAUUUAGGAGCAAAACGCAAAGGCAGACACGUCGCUCGUGUCAGGUUCAAUGCUGAAGUAGCUGCAGCACCAUAUAUUUAAUUUGAGGAAGUGUGCAAAGCAGAGCUUUUAACUUAUUAGUGUAGAACCAUUGAAUUAAUGGGAAGCUGGGAACACUCAUGGCGACGCCAUUGACUCAGUGGGUCUACUCUAGCCAGGAAGCAGCAAUUGGAUCUAGGCCAUGGAUAAUAAUAGGAACUUACCAAACAAACCAUGACAUUUUAAGGAAAGAAUUUAGCUUAUUAUUAAAGUUAGUUACCUGAAACAUUGUUCAGUGUUUGUUUUGUUCACUACUAGUAGUACAUAGUGCAAUCUACGUAGCAAUUUUAGGUGGUUUGCUUCUGAGCAGAACAGAUACAUGAGUUGGAAGCAAUGGAAAAGAGCCCAACAGAGCAAUCCAGAGUUGUAUUAAAUGCCCUUACCAAGUAGCUGGACUUUUCUUCUUUCUGGAUCAUGUCAAGUUCUCUGGUGGAGAACGUCUUUCAUUCCUGUCGAGUCUGUAGAGGAGACUGCUCCUGCAAAGGAACUGCAGCCGUCCCCGUUGGUGCUCCAAUCGUGCCUGAAACUAAUGAGACUCAACGCUGCCAAGCCGGCAGCCUGGCCUCCCAUUUGUGUUCUGUCGUUCAGACUACCACUACAGGAAAAUGUCAAACUGCUGAGUGUCUGUCUUGCUCUGUUUGUUACCUUUUUGAACAGCAAAAAAGUGGUUUCUGAUAUUCUUGUACAUAAGCAAUAAAAAACAUCAAGUGGUGUGUGGGGUUUGGAA